AUGAAGGCAACGAUGAAACUGAAGCAAGGAUCGUUUCUGUGGUACCUCUAUCUGGACAAGCUGUACUGCCUGUUAUCCGUGAGGAACGUGAAGGCCUUGCUGGAGUAUUUUCACCUUCUUGAUGUCCACCGCAACAACACCUUGAAUGAUGUGCUGUUCUAUCACUUCCUUCACCACGUGACUAGCUGGAACCGGACACAGAUCAUGAUUGUGUUUAACAUGCUGGACUGGAACGCUAUGGGCGAGAUCGGUUUUGACCAGUUCUACAUGUUGGUCUGCAUCUUGCUGGCCCAACAGAACCACUUGGAAGAGCAAUUUAUCUUCCGCCAUUCCCGGCCUGUCUUUGAGCUGCUUGACCUGGACGGAGCACUGAGAAUUGGUGCAGAAAACUUCCACAUGUACAACUUUCUCUUCAAUAUUAAGAAAGAGGACCUCAGAGAGCUCUACCAUGACUUUGACAUCACAGGUGACCGUCGUCUUAAUUACAAGGAAUUUAAGCUGUUUACUAUCUUCACCAUGGACAAAUACCAGGAGAGGCAGAAAGCAGAGAAAGAGAAAGGGAAAAAGGAUCUGCUCAAAAAGAAAAGGCUAAAUCACAUUAAUGUGACCCUCAAACAGUUUUUUGGAACAAAUGUAUCUGAAAAUAGACUGUAAGUAAUCACAACUAUUAACAUAUCUAAAAAUAAAUUUAGAAACUCUAAGUGGAUAUUUUUACAUUGGCUUUUACACAUGAAAGUUCCAAAUAAGUGCUCUUUGAUCAGCAGGUUCUUAACUUGA
This is a messenger RNA of Neogale vison (American mink), 777 nucleotides long. Its product is annotated as EF-hand calcium-binding domain-containing protein 9-like. The transcript has 4 exons. Gene Ontology annotation, molecular function: calcium ion sensor activity. The record is from RefSeq and is a predicted model, not a curated record. Gene Ontology annotation, biological process: flagellated sperm motility; sperm capacitation. Bases 1 to 654 code for a protein of 217 amino acids. Lineage: Eukaryota; Metazoa; Chordata; Mammalia; Carnivora; Mustelidae. Gene Ontology annotation, cellular component: sperm principal piece; cytoplasm.